This is a messenger RNA of Brienomyrus brachyistius, 4424 nucleotides long. Its product is annotated as signal peptide, CUB and EGF-like domain-containing protein 2. Gene Ontology annotation, molecular function: calcium ion binding. Gene Ontology annotation, biological process: signal transduction. The transcript has 23 exons. Gene Ontology annotation, cellular component: cell surface. The coding region runs from base 97 to 3156 and encodes 1019 amino acids. The record is from RefSeq and is a predicted model, not a curated record. Lineage: Eukaryota; Metazoa; Chordata; Actinopteri; Osteoglossiformes; Mormyridae.
CUUAAGUCGCUUGACAGGGUCGGAUGGAAAUGAGGCAGACACUUCGUUAACUCCUCAGUGUAACGCGUCCGUACGGAGACGCGGGAUCGUAUCACUAUGGCAGCUAUUUGUACUGCGAGGGACUUUUGUUUGUUUUUGCUCUUGUUAAAUACUCACCAAAGUGUCGGACUUGGAAAGAAUCGAGACCGAUGCCUGGAAGGAAGGGAUGUGUGCCACAUUGACGCUGUUUGUCAGAAUACACCGGCUUCAUACAAAUGCACGUGUAAAGCGGGCUUUACGGGGGACGGGACACAAUGCGAAGAUAUUGAUGAAUGCGAUAUCGAGUACAACGGCGGAUGUGUGCACGAAUGCAGCAACAUACCGGGCAACUACCGGUGCACGUGCCACGACGGAUUCAUGUUGGCACAUGAUGGACAUAACUGUCUAGAUGUGGACGAGUGUAUGUUCAACAAUGGUGGCUGUCAGCAGGAGUGUGUCAACACCAUGGGCAGCUAUGAGUGCCGCUGUAAGCAGGGCUUCUUCCUCAGCGAUAACCAGCACACCUGCAUCCACCGCUCCGUGGAGGGGCUUAGCUGCAUGAAUAAGGACCACGGCUGUGCCCACAUUUGCAAGGAGACGCCCAAGGGAGGCGUGUCCUGUGAGUGCCGGCCUGGCUUUGAGCUGGCCAAGAACCAGAGGGGCUGCACACUAACCUGUAACCAUGGAAAUGGAGGUUGUCAGCACAUAUGUGAGGAUACAGAGCAAGGGCCUAUAUGCAGGUGUCAUAUGAGGUACGCCCUGCACUCUGAUGGGAGAUCCUGUGUAGAGCGGGACGAGUCCCUGACAGAAGGCUCUGAGCACAACGCCACGCUCCUGGCCGAAGUGGACAAGCGGGUGAAGCGGCGGCUGCUGAUGGAAACCUGCGCUGUGAACAACGGCGGCUGCGACUGCACCUGCAAAGACACGUCCACUGGGGUUCGCUGCAGCUGUCCGGUGGGCUUUACCCUGCAGCCUGAUGGAAAGACAUGCAAAGACAUAGACGAGUGCACCGUCCACAAUGGCGGCUGCCAGCAGUUCUGCCGGAACACCAUAGGCAGCUUCGAGUGCAGCUGCAGGAAGGGCUUUAAGCUCCUCACCGAUGAGCGCUCUUGCCAGGAUAUAGAUGAGUGCUUCUUUGAGAGGACUUGUGAGCACACAUGCGUGAACUCCCCCGGAAGUUUCCAGUGUGUAUGCAAUAAGGGCUACAUCUUGUAUGGGUUGGCCCAUUGUGGAGAUAUCGACGAGUGCAGUGUGAACAAUGGGGGCUGCCAGCACGGCUGUGAGAAUACGAUGGGCAGCUUCCUGUGCCACUGCCAUGCCGGCUUCAGUUUGCACUGGAACAAGAAGGAUUGCAUCCGAGCAGAUGAUCAGGCAGCAUCUAGAGCCCCUGUGAAGCCGACACUGAACUGCACUAAGGUGGAAGGCAGUGACCGUUGCCUCCUCAACUGCCAGUCCCAGGUUCACAUUAGCGGUGGGACUGAGGAUUCCUACACGGUGACCUGUGGAAUGCCGCUACUCUGCUCCACUGGAGGACAAAGGAACCAGAGCGGAUCUCAGUGCUCAGAAUCAGACAUGACGAUGCUGCCCCGCAUAAGAACCACGGCUACAUUUAAUGCAGGCACAGGGAAAUGCAAUUUGAAAAGGAGUCAAGAGAAGCUGAAACAGGGCAUGAAUGCUGCUUUGUCAGACAGAAAAAGUCCUGUCACGGAGAAUGUCCACUUCAGCUUCGUCAGCCUGCGCUGUGUGUCCUCGGACCACUGGCCGCGCAGUCGUCACGGCCGCAAAGUGGGAGAAGGCGACAGCUCAUCCAUCACGGCGGAGUUCGAGCUGGAUGUGAACUUAGAGGAGGUAACAGAGAGCUGCGACUUGGGCUGCGUGCGCCGCCGCGCCCAGAAACGCCUGCGCAAGACUAUCCGCACCCUGCGCAAGUCCAUCAACCGGCAGCAGUUUCACCUGCACUUCGCCGGCCUGCAGUACCAGAUGGGGAAGAUGGUGAGCCCGGCCAGGGAGACGCCGGAGCUCUGCGGUACGGGACAGGUGCUGCUGAACCAGAAGUGCGUGAGCUGCAGCGUUGGAAUGUACUAUGAUGGCGAGCAGGGGAGGUGUGUACUUUGCCCAGCUGGAACAUACCAAGAUGAAGAAGGCCAAGUGUCAUGCGAAAUCUGUCCUAGACCAGAAGGGGCCAGAAAUCUCUGGAGAGUGGGGGCCCGAAACAUCUCAGAGUGUGGAGGUCAGUGUCCUGCCGGUCACUACUCCUCUGAUGGCUUUGUGCCUUGUUCACUGUGCCCCCCGGGUUCCUACCAGCCUGAGGUCGGUCGCACCACCUGCUUCCCAUGUGGAGGAAACCUUGCCACCAAACAUGCUGGAGCUGUUUCUUUCCAGGACUGCGAGACCAAGGUUCACUGCUCACCUGGACAUUAUUACAACACCAGCACGCACCGCUGCAUCCGGUGUCCGCCGGGGUCUUACCAGGGCGAGUUUGGGCAGAGCUACUGCAUGGCCUGUCCGGGAAACACCAUGACUGACUUUGAUGGUUCCACCAACAUCACACAAUGCAAGAACAGACAGUGUGGGGGAGAACUGGGGGAGUUCACUGGAUACAUCGAGUCUCCAAACUACCCUGGGAACUACCCCGCCAAUAUAGAGUGCACCUGGACCAUUAACCCUCCGCCCAAGAGGAGAAUCCUGAUUGUGGUGCCUGAAAUAUACCUUCCAAUUGAAGAUGAGUGUGGAGACUACCUAGUUAUGAGGAAAAGCUCUUUUUCUAACUCAGUGACGACUUAUGAAACGUGUCAGACAUACGAGCGACCCAUUGCCUUCACCUCGCGCUCCAAGAAGCUGUGGAUUCAGUUUAGAUCCAACGAGGGUAACAGUGGGAAAGGCUUCCAAGUCCCUUAUGUAACAUAUGACGAGGAUUACCAAGAACUAAUUGAAGACAUAGUCAGGGAUGGCAGGUUAUAUGCUUCAGAGAAUCACCAAGAGAUACUGAAGGACAAGAAGCUGAUGAGAGCUCUAUUUGAUGUUCUGGCUCAUCCACAGAACUUCUUUAACUACACUGCCCAGGAGUCCAGAGAAAUGUUUCCUAAGUCCUUCAUCCGAUUCUUGCGCUCUAAAGUUUUGAGAUUUCUACGGCCAUAGCCUGAGGGAAACUCCUGCUCUUCACUCUGAAAUGCUUCUCUUCAUUAUUCCUUAUAGUCGUAGGGGUUGUGUUGGUAACAGGGGGAUAUGAAAGCCACCCAGGUUCUGUCUGGGAAGGUCUAGCCUGACUUCCUCUAUCACCUGAAAUCCUUCUGGAAUAUAUGAUGAAGAUCACAAGACAAUUCUGCACUUUUCCCAAAGAGAGACAAAUAAGCAGUCUAUGCUAUGGUAUACCUUGUAAGAUAUUUCCUCUGCCAGAACUUAAAUUGGAUGUCCUCUGAAUUUAUGGAUAUCUGUUUCAGCAAUGGUGAGAAUCUUUAUGAAUUCUGAUAAAAAUAUAACCUUUAGUAUCUGUGAUUCAAAAAUAUAUGUGAAACUUUACAACGAUUAAUCACACUGCAAAGUAAAGACUGAAGCUAUCCUGGGUAGUGGCGUGUUCAUGGAAACUAAUUUCAAGAGAUGCUUUUUUUAAAGCUUUAAGGCUUUACUCGGGCAUUAUAAUAAGCCACCUAUAGCCUUGGCAUCCUGUUUGCUGUAGACACGGUUUUUAGUAUCUGCUAACUGACACAAUCUUAUACAGCUAUAGCAGAAAAAGCAUGUCUUCUGUGUGUCACAAGACUUUUCAGUACCCAUUAAACAAGGUAGUUCUUAUUACAUUUACAAAAAAAAUACUAAUGUUUUGUACGGAAACAUGAGUAAUGUAGAAAAUAUAUAAGUGAUGUUUAUGAGCUGAAAACAUAACAGGGAAAAAAUAACUAUACAUAGCACAAAAUAUCCAUAUGUCUAAGAGCACUACAGAGAGAGUAGUUGCAAAUUAAAGCAAUUAUUUGUAUGAAUGUCUUUUGUAUAUAUUAUGUAAAAAUAAAAACACAUCAACUUAUUCUAGUCAACUCCACCUGUGAUUUAGGUGCUUUUUCAUUGUAAAUGUUUUUGAUUUUUUUUUCUCUGUACAGUUGUGAAUGUUAAAGAAAUAUGGACACUGCUUUCACACUGGACAACCUCUUUGCCAUAUUCUGAACAUCAUUUGAUUAAUAGAACAAUAGUUAUAGAUCAGAUGACCUUAAGGUGAAAAUCAAAUGUUUUCCCUCCUUCCCUCCCUUCUCAAAAUACAACAGAGGGCAUCAGAGAGGCAUGCAAAGUGUAAAAACUGUAAUGUCGCAUGUGGAACGAUGAAGUGGUCUAUAUCUUUCAUUCACAGAAAAUAACUAAAUGCAUAUCUGUUUUUGAUUUGUUACAGCUAACCUGUUGUAAAUAAAAUGAGUAAGCAA